CUCAUCUUCACUGUGCAGGAGUUUUAGGUUUAGUUUCUCUUUCCUGUGGGUCAGACCAUUUCUUCUUCUGCCUCACAUAUGCAGCUCUGGCAGACUUGAGAGAAGAGAAGCAGACAAGACCCUGUGAGCCUGAGAUUAACCACUGCCUCUGUUCUCAGCAGGAUCUUCAGCUCGGAACACCUGGAAAGAUAAUGAUACUAAAUCUGGGAUGCUUUCCUCUCCUCCUAAUGCUGCUGGGACUAUGGAACACAGUGUGCCCACUUUGUGCUGUGCCUGAGAGGCUCACCAAGGCUCAUUGGUUUGAAAUCCAGCACAUACAACCAGGUCUUCUCCAAUGCAACAGGGCAAUGGGUGGUGUCAACAAUUAUACUCAGCACUGUAAGCCUGAAAACACCUUCCUGCAUGACUCUUUUCAGAAUGUAGCUGUUGCCUGCAAUAUGCCCCACAUCAUUUGCAAGAAUGGCCAGAACAAUUGCCACCAGAGUGCAAAGCCUGUUAACAUGACCAAAUGCAAACUCACUGCAGGGAAGUAUCCUCACUGUCGCUACAGUGAUACUGAAGAAUACAAAUUCUUCGUUGUUGCCUGUGACCCCCCUCAGAAGAGUGACCCUCCCUAUCAGUUGGUUCCUGUACACUUGGAUAAGCUCAUCUAAGGUUUUGCUCACUUUCCUCUCAUCGGACACAGGUUCUCUUAAAGUUUCUUCUGCUUUGUCUAUUCUUUUGUUGAUUUUCUUGUAUCCAUGGAAGAGAAGGAAGGUGUUGGAAGAAUUUGAGUAUCUAGGAUACCAGACUAGAGUUGGGACAAAAAGAAGUAGGAUUUUUUUCUGCUUUGGAGUUCUGUCUGUUUUGAGAGAAGGCAAAUAAGGAAGAGGGCAAAGCAUCAUCCAGGCCUACAGAUUUUUAACCUUGGGACUUUUUCCAAACUUUAUAAAACUACACUCACAGCAAU
Messenger RNA from Urocitellus parryii (Arctic ground squirrel), 949 nucleotides. RefSeq names its product ribonuclease A family member 6 (gene Rnase6). NCBI's taxonomy places the organism in Eukaryota, Metazoa, Chordata, Mammalia, Rodentia, Sciuridae. Gene Ontology annotation, molecular function: nucleic acid binding; RNA nuclease activity. Gene Ontology annotation, biological process: defense response to Gram-negative bacterium; innate immune response; defense response to Gram-positive bacterium. The record is from RefSeq and is a predicted model, not a curated record.